CAGUUCUGAAGGUUCCAGAAUUCCGAGACAUAGAAAAAGAUCCCCCACGUUUAGCUGUACGUGAAAGAUCCAGUGAAUCUGGGCCUUGUUUCAGCAGAAAUAUGAUGCCUUCACUAAAUGCAAAGCCUGGCCUGCACCGCAGUGUGUCAGAGUGGACCAGCAACAAUCAGCAGCUGUCUGCCACAGCUCAACACGAACGACACAUUUCGAAUGUCAUCAGACAGGAAGGGAGGACACUACGCAACGAGACUAACUUUAAGACACGCUGGGAUGAGACUGAUACGUGUCGUAGGCUGAGUGACCGUGUUUGGGAUGUUGCUCGGUGGAAGGAAGUGUUGGAGACUUGUGCUCAGAAGGUGGAUGAAGAGAUGGAGACUCUGACACUGUCCAAAGAGCACACCGAGCAAGCUUUGGCUGCCACUGCUGUUCCUCUGGAGGUCACCACUGAAUGCCUGACACUGAGGGAGGGACGGCAAGGGCACGAGCUGGUAACGGACCCUGUGGAUGAACAGCUGAAGAAAGAGGUGGAGCUGAUUGAAAGAGUGCAGCAAGUUCUGCAGCAGCACACUAGCAGGGCCUUUGAGCAGCUAUGCAUUCUGCAGGAGGUGCGGCACCAGCUGACUGCUGAUCUCCAGAACAAGAUGGAUGCCCUGGAUAUUGACAUGUCCUGUCUGUCACUUACGAUAAAAUCGCCCCACAUCUCCCUAAAGACCAACCCGACUCGUAUACCAUCAGGUUCCUCCACCCCCCAGGAGUGGGUCCAGUUCAGCCAGCAUAAUGUGGCUCGUGCCCAUGAGGCGAUGCAGGUUUCCCAGCAAAUAAGGGAGGAUAUGAACCUCACCCGAGCACAGCUGCAGAAUGAGUUGGAGACUCAGCGCAGAGCCACAGAGUUUGCUCUCCGCAAACGUAAUCACCACGAAGAGCAGGCCCGACAUGAGCUGGAGUGGCAAAUAAAAACUACUGAGGAGGAAAUGGCAGAAAUGGAAAGUGACAUCCACGGGCUGGAUGCAGAUCUGCAGGCGAAGACAGCCAACCUGAAGCUUGCUCACACCAGACUGGAGACCAGGACCAACAGGCCUAACAUGGACCUGUGCAGAGACGAGGUGCAGCACGGCCUCGUUAAUGAAGUCCAGCAACUGGAGGCCACGAUCGCAGCUCUGAAGCAGAAGCUCUCUGAAGCUCAGCACUCUCUGCAGAAAAUGAAGCUGCAUCACUCCCGCAUGCUGCAGGAUCUUUCCAGAAAACAGGAAGCUCUGUCUCUGGAACAACGAAGCCUGAACACUCGCGCUCGCCUCACAUCAACCUCCAGCACUGACAAUAAAAACUCGACGCUCGUGGUCCCGCUGGCAAACUCCAGUGGGAGGAGCAACCUGCAGCUGCUGGCUCAGUGAGAAGAUGGUCUGAAUGUUUUUUAGGGGAAAAAAUCUAAUAGUUAUUUUAAGUUUGAUUUGUUUAAUCCUGCAGUCAUAAACAAGCAAUGGACACACAAAACUCUACUCACACUCUCAGUAAAAGUUUGGGCACAGUUCCCUUCACAAAGUAAUCCCAAAGAAAAAAAACAAACUCACUCCUCUUGUAAAAUUAUUCUCAUGACCUCCUUUUUGUGUCGUUAAUUUGCAUUUUUGUGUAUCAUAAUCCAGCAAGAAAUGAUUGAAUUAUCAUCUCUAAAUUGUGGCUUAAACAGUCUUUUGAGUAAAAUAAAGAUUCACUCUU
This is a messenger RNA of Neolamprologus brichardi, 1713 nucleotides long. Lineage: Eukaryota; Metazoa; Chordata; Actinopteri; Cichliformes; Cichlidae. The record is from RefSeq and is a predicted model, not a curated record.